Messenger RNA from Pecten maximus, 4429 nucleotides. RefSeq names its product TALPID3 protein-like. Lineage: Eukaryota; Metazoa; Mollusca; Bivalvia; Pectinida; Pectinidae. Bases 137 to 3202 code for a protein of 1021 amino acids. Gene Ontology annotation, biological process: smoothened signaling pathway. The transcript has 15 exons. Gene Ontology annotation, cellular component: centriole; ciliary basal body. The record is from RefSeq and is a predicted model, not a curated record.
GAGGUAUGGAGGUGAGAUCAGCUAAGACUCAGACUAAAGGCGGAGUAAACAGUUCUACUUCAGUCCAGCUAGUGGCUCCUUCAUACCUGUAGCCAGCUUCACCUCAGCAGCCCCUAUACCAGGUCAGUUGAUUCCAAUGGCUGUACCUCUCGGUGGCCCUCGUAUGGAGGGUGGUCUGACAGCUUUGGCACCGACUGCUGACCCUGUAACCUCUGGCCCUGUGACCUCUACUCCAAUGUCCCGUCCUCAGGUCACAGCAUCCCAUAAUGUUGCCUUGGUGUCCGUGCCUUCGGGAGAGGAGGAGGAACAGAUCAGCCCUCAACCCGAACUGGCGAAACAGAUACUGCCACCAGUGGACAUUGAUACCGAUCUGUCUGAGGAGUCAGUGGUAAGGAGUAGGACCGGACAUGUCCACCUCAAAUCACCUGCUAAAACCCACUAUGAGGUGACUUUCCAUGAGGACCAACAGGACGGGGACACACUCAGGGACUGGAGAAACCAGGCAACCUUGGAUGACCUCUCUGAAGACCUGUCCCCAGAGACGGCGCCUGGCCUCACCCUGCCAGGAUACUGUGCCCCGUCCCCGCCGCCAACACCAGUGGAGAUACCUGCCUUCCCACCAAUGGUAUCUGGGGCAGACAAACUAGCCCAGGCCUCAGACCUCAUAGCUGCUGACAUCAGGCGUAGGGACCUUUUGGAGAACAAAGCGUCAGAAUGGAUAGAACAUGAGAUAAUGGCCCACAUCAUAUCAGAGUUAUACCCUCUGAAACCAGAGAAGCCCCGGGAGAUGGAACAUGUGGUGUACGAGGAAUCAGAGGAUAGUGUGGCUGACGACCGGGAACAGUCCAUGUUCAUGAUGGAUGCUAUUGGUCGUGACGGCCUUCAGAUGUUUGUGGAUAUGGGUCAACCUGUGGAUAGCCGCUUGGUAGAUGCUCUUGUCAAAGAGGUCCUGCUGGAGAAAGUCACUACUCUACUUGGUCAGCGGCCAGAUGAUGAGACGAGUGUACAGAAACAGGCAACAGAGGGGAGAACUGAGGUCAAACUGGGGGCCUCAAUGAGAGGGCAGGAUACAGGGAGAGUAGCAACAGGAAUCACCCCUGAGGAUGAGUAUGUAGGGAUGCUGCCGACCCCAGAACCCACACCCAAGGCGAGUCCUAUCUCCUCUCCAGUACGAGUCCUGUCACCACCAGUCACCCCUCCCAACUCCCCACCGGUAGCGGUUCCAUCAAAGUUUGUCCAGGAGACACGUGUUGCACCACAGGAGUCAGAGCCAGAGGAGAUCUCGGAGUCCUUGGAUAUCAGUGAAGAAAUCCGGGCACUGAGAGACAAGCUAGUACCUAUUGGAGGGGAGCCCAGACAGGCUAUACAUGAUGUGGAAACGCCCAUUUCUACACCAAUUCCGGAGCUGCCCCAGGAGGAGAAGGAGGAAGAACGACCUCUGUCCCCACCUCAACCUUCCCCACGCAGACCCCCAGUACAGCCCGUUCUACAGGUACCUGUGGCCGUAUCAGAACCCCCAGUCCCUGAUCCUGUCCCUCCCCCUGUACAGGAGGAGAAGGUGGACAUUGUAGCGAGCCCCCAGCCCUGGGGUGAUCCGGAGUCUCCCCUUCCCGAGGAAAACCCAGAUUUCCGAGAUGACUAUAUGGAUGAUGGAGCCACCCAGCAUAAACCUUAUGCCCUGUCUGUGGCCCCUAUGGAUGAAAGCCAGCCCUAUCCUGUAAACCAGGUUCCGACACCACCACCACCAAAGUCGCCAGUUCGGAGACACUCGCCCAGUCCCAGUCCUUCCGAAACGGACACAACAUCCAUCAUGUCAUCUGUGUCGGAUACCUACAACAUGAGUGUGUCCGAGGGGCAGUGGCUACUGUCCAAGUCUGAGGGAGAGAUGGCCGACUUUAACCUGGAUGAAGCUGCUAUGAAGAGGAUGGCCAUGCAGGCUAGACAGACUGGAGACAGUAUGGCCAGUACAUACCGGGACACAGAUGAACUAGAGGAAGACAUGACGGACCUCCAGGCCAGUGAGGGAGAGUUUCAGUACAAAGGUCAGGUUGAACCAGAGAAGGAUCCAAUGUUGCUCCUGUUGUCACGGCUACAGCGACAUCCCCACGAACAGACACCAGCCAGUGUCCCAGCUGCUGGUCAGUAUGACAUGAGCUCCCAACAGGUGUAUGACCUCCUCAACCACACAGGGCUAAGUACUGGUGAGGUAUACAUGAAUGGAGCAUCAGUUCAGAGAAGUCAAGGGGAGGUAAUUCGUGUUAUGCAGACACAGCGCAGCAUGGGAGAAGUUCCAGAUUAUGACGAACCAACCAGAGAUACAGGCAGACAGGCUGUACGAUCUAGUUAUGGUUUUACCCAGUCCAAUGGUGUUGGCCGAUCUAAUGACAUCUACACUAGAAAUGGUUCCCCAUUGCGAAUGACAGACCUCAAGUCUCAGUCCAUACAGGAGGAAUCUGAGCCGGAGCCCACACCUAGAGAGGAUUCCUACAGUGAGGAUAUCAAGAGUGAGAGAGCCACACCCUCUAGGGAUGCCCGACCGUCAUCAUCUCGUGGCCGGCAGUCUCCUGGGAUGAGAGGCACACCUGGAGGAGUAUCACUAGGAGCUGGCAGGAUCUCGCCAGGUAAAUCAGCCUUGAAGAAACCACCUCCAGCAACACCAUCCUCUGGACUCCCAAACAAGACUAUAUCCACCACGAUUCCUCGCACAGUACAGAUCAGAGAAUCAGACGACCAAGAAAUCAAACAGAGUUUGGAUGGAGGGGCUACAAUGAGUGACCAGGGCACCAGGACCUUCACACCAGACCAAAUGAACAUGGACGAACUCAUCAAGUCUGGUUACCUCACACAGAGCAGGUCAGGCGAAUUCGGCCAAUCUGGUGGCAUGUCUCAAAGCUUUAGCCAAUCAGGACGCUUGUCUCAAAGUUACGACCAAUCAAGUGCUAUGUCACAGAGUCUUGGCAAGAAUGGAACAAGAGACUCCACAGAUUCAUAUGUAACACGCCAAAUAAACAAAGGAAAGUCACUGGGGUUGACGUAUUCUAUGGAGGAAAGUUUAGCCGCUACUGAUUCUCUAGAUGAGUCAGAACUACGACAACUCGCCACGACUGGCACACUGAAAAUGUCUGUACGCAUGCCUGCUCUCGGAGACAUGGAAGACGACAGUGAGAAACAGUCUGAGUUUGAGAUGACGGACACUCUGUGAUAGAAACCUGUGUAGCAGACUAUUGUAACAAUGUAUAUUACAUUAAAAUCUUGCUUCUUUGUAGUAAUUUGGAUGCAUCUAGAUCUGAAAUUUAUUUAUUUUAGGUAAAAAAGAACAUUUUGUUUUUGUACUUUUCUAUUUAUCUUAUACAAUAACUAAACUAUGACAUCAUUUACACAUUAUAAGAGUUAGAUAUGUACAUUGUAUUGUAUGUAGUUGUUUUUCUAUAAGGGUCAUUGUCUGUUUUAUAAUGAACAGGGAAAGAUUCAUGUAGUAUAUACAUGUACAUUUAUAUAUGGUAAUGUUUGACUGUACAUUCCGUCCAGCACUAAACAAUUGAAUAGCUACAGAGAACAUCUUGUAGAAGUAUGAGUUCAGUAGAAAUACUCACAGGUUUUGUAUUAUAACCGAGUAUACAAUACAAUAUUACUGUACAUUCCGUCCAGCAUUAAUAAUUGGAUAGAAACAUGGAAUAUUAAUAUCUUAUGAUUCUGUACCAGGUCUAUGUAACAAUUGGAAUCUUCCCUAAGGAUCACUCUCAGAAAAGAGUUAUGUUCAAUCUAACUUUAUUUUUCAAUGUGAAGAACCCAUAACAAAAAAAAGUGUUUUUAAACAGUUUAAUAUCAGCUGUACUAGCUAUUUCAUUAUGAUGUCAGUCGUCCUCUGAUAUAGUGACAUUGUCGUUCUGUAUUCCUCUGAUAUAGUGACAUUGCUGUUCUGUAUUCCUCUGAUAUAGUGACAUUGUCGUUCUGUAUUCCUCUGAUAUAGUGACAUUGCUGUUCUGUAUUCCUCUGAUAUAGUGACAUUGCUGUUCUGUACCAGUAAAUCCUUAUUCUUCUAUACAGGACUUGUUUGUUCCAAUACAUUGAUAAGUUAUUCUAGAAAUUAAUUAUCUGGAAAAAUGUAUAGCUAAAGAAACUCAACUAAAUGGCUACAACUAUUGUCAUCUGUGGUAGAUUGUGAACUGAAAUGGGAUUUAUAUGCUAGGUACCUACAACUAUUGUCAUCUGUGCUAAAUUGUGAACCAACAGCUGAUUUAUAUGCUAGGUACCCAAAACUAUUGUCAUCUGUGUUAAAUUGCGAAACGAUAUUGGAGUUAUAUGCGGUAUUAAGUUUUGACUGGGAAUGAAUAUGUUUAAUUCUGACUAAGGACAAGGGAGUGUGAUUGUAAUAUUUUUGAUAUAUGUAUAAUGUAUAAUGACAAAUAAAAUUGAGAAAUGAAUCUGG